This is a messenger RNA of Nerophis ophidion (straightnose pipefish), 2257 nucleotides long. It is a transcript of the gene esamb, whose product is annotated as endothelial cell adhesion molecule b. Gene Ontology annotation, cellular component: adherens junction; plasma membrane. The transcript is spliced from 8 exons. Gene Ontology annotation, biological process: homophilic cell-cell adhesion. The record is from RefSeq and is a predicted model, not a curated record. The coding region runs from base 301 to 1641 and encodes 446 amino acids. Gene Ontology annotation, molecular function: cell-cell adhesion mediator activity. Lineage: Eukaryota; Metazoa; Chordata; Actinopteri; Syngnathiformes; Syngnathidae.
UCGGCAGAGGAAGGAGGCUGAGUCGCAGGUGGCAGCAGGCGGGCGGGGAGCAGGCAGGCGGGGGAGGGAGCACUUAACACCGGCUGUGGAGCUUCUUGUCGCCGGCAAACAAAAAGUGAGGAGAGGCGGGCCGGCGGGGAAAGUGUCACGUCAGCCGCCGUGUGGACGUCGGACGCCAACAUGAGCGAACGCUUCCUUUCUGGCUCCGGGAGAGGACCUUACCUGCACACUCAAGCCGCAGGUGUGUGAGUCUGUGCCCGCCAACUUUGAAGAGGCUCCCGCCGGCGUGGAUGUGGAACUAUGGACGGACUGACAGCCUUGCUCGUCUUCCUGUGGAUUGUUCAAGGUGACACCCACAAGGUGGAGAUCCCCCAGGAGGAAAUGGAGGUGGUGAAGGGCCAGAUGGUGGUGCUGCAGGCCUGGUACACGCCCAUCUCCGAUAUCUCCAAAAACUCGGUCAUUUGGCACUUCACGGGGAAUCAGUCCAAGCAGGUGAUCAACUUCAGCUCAGGGGAGGUGGGCCACGGCCAGAACGAGUUCACCAAGAGAGCGGGCUUCAGCGCCGCCAUGCCCUCCGCCAACCUCUCCAUCUGCAUCAACAACACCCAGGAGUCGGACUCUGGACGCUACGUGUGCAACGUCAUCAUCCCCGGGGGCGCCGGCAUUUCUGGACAGAUGCGGCUGAAUGUCAAAGUCCCCCCCUCCCCCCCUGUGUGCAUCAUGACAGGAGAGCCGGUCGUCAACGGCAACGUGACUCUGAGCUGCAAGUCCGGCCACGGAAAGCCGGUCCCUCAGUACAAGUGGACCAAGUCCGCCCCCAUGCCGGAGGUCUUCUUCUCGCCUAUGCAGAAAUGGAGACCCUGCCCUCAGCCUAUUCUGGUCCUGGGGUUCAUGGACGAGCGACAAGGCACCCUGCGGCUCAGCAACCUGACCAAAAGCAUGUCGGGGAAGUACAUCUGCCGAGCCAGCAACACAGCCGGCUCUGACAGCUGUUCCAUUAACCUGGAGGUUAUCACCUCUUCCAACACCGGCAUGAUUGCGGCCGCCACCCUCGGGUCCAUGGUGGGGCUGGUCGCCAUGGCGAUCUUCCUCAUAUUCCUUCUGCGGAGGAGGCGGGACACCGAGGAGGAAACGGCCAACGAGAUCAAGGAGGACGCCCAGGCCCCAAAGCGAGUGUCCUGGGCCAAGAGCAACACGGGUUCGGACAUCGUGUCCAAAAACGGCACGCUGUCGUCCAUCGCCACCAGCCCUCGCCCCGGAGACCACCACCACCACCACCACCAUCAUCGCCAGCCCAACUUCCACUACCCCUACACCCCGUCGUCCACCACGGACACGGGCUCCGUCAUCAACGCCUACCAGCUGCGGCCCGGCGAGGCCACCACCCUGCAGGGACUCCCGGGCUACAACGCGGGCGGGACCUCGUCGCGCAAAUACAAGCGACCCUCAACCGCAAACGGAGCCCCUCCCCAAGUUCUCCGAGGCCCCCUGGUGGCCAUGCCCGACCGGACUGAAGGUGCUCAGCCUCAGAUGCCGCCCCCCUUCACCGUGUCCCCGCAGGCCAGCGCCUCUACGCUGACCCGGGCGGGGACGGUGGCCGUCUUGGUGCCUGCUCACAGCCAAGCAGGCUCCCUGGUGUAGCGUUCGCGGGUUUUGAACAUUCGCCUUUUCUGGAGGAAACCAUUUCCGAGCUGGUUUGUGCUUCUUUUGCACUCCAAAUACCGCUGACGCUGCACAUUUUUGUUUUUCUACAGACGUUUGUUUCGAACACUUGUCGUAUUUAAAAAAAAGGCGCAGCAUCCAACAUCCAUUAGUUUCCCCCCCCCAUCUGAAAGUUUUGACGUUUUUUUUGCGUUGGACCACUCGACUUCUCUCAGGCUAAAAAGGCUCCCAGUUCCGAGCAAAAACCACCAGAAAUAAAAGUACAAUUCAGGUUUUUCUAAAGGAUUUCAAUUUAGCUCUGGUUUGUUUGUUAGCCGUGACGGUGGAUGGAAUGUAACCAAAAAUAACUUUGUUGGUGGAUUUUAUGACGGUUAAUGUUUGAGGACAUGGUUGGAUGAGGGACAUCCCACAAUGCACUGCUUUGUUUGUGGAGUACAAUUUAUACGGAAUGCUUGGAGAAUUGACCAAAAAAAAAAAAAAAAAAAACAGUGUUACAGUAUUUGUAAAUGUUGGGACAGCUACAUGUAGCAUUUGAAAUAGUUUUUGGAUUGUUGGCAGUUUUUAUUCCAAUAAAAAGUGUUUCAUUACAGUGAAA